Staurois parvus is the source of this 1053-nucleotide messenger RNA. NCBI's taxonomy places the organism in Eukaryota, Metazoa, Chordata, Amphibia, Anura, Ranidae. The record is from the annotation of a GenBank genome assembly.
AUGGAGGCAAAACAUAUCACACAGCAGAGGGUUCACACUGGAGAGAAACCAUUUCAGUGUUCUGAAUGUUACAAAGCUUUUAAUGUAGCGUCAACCCUCAUCAGACACCAGAGGAUUCACACUGGAGAGAAGCCAUAUCAGUGUUCCGAAUGUGAGAAAGCUUUUACAAUGAAGUCACACCUCAUCAGACACCAGAUGGUUCACACUGGAGAAAAGCCGUAUCGGUGUUCUGAAUAUCAGAAGGUUCACACUGGAGAGAGGCCAUAUCAAUGUUCUGAAUGUGGCAAAGCUUUUAUAACCAAGAGAGAGCUUAUCAUACACCAGUGGGUUCACACUGGAGAGAAACCUUAUCAAUGUUCUGAAUGUGGCAAAACGUUUGCAACUAAAAAAGGGCUUAUCAUACACCAGUGGGUUCACGCUGGAGAGAAACCAUAUCAGUGUUCUGAAUGUGGCAAAGAUUUCACAGCCAAAAGAGAGCUUAACAUACACCAGAGGAUUCACACUGGAAAAAAAACAUAUCAGUGUUCUGAAUGUGAUAAAGCUUUUACAAUUAAGUCAAAUCUUAACAUACAUCAGAGGGUCCACACUGGAGAGAAGCCAUAUCAGUGUUCUGAAUGUGAUAAAGCUUUUACAUGUAAGAAAGAUCUUAUCGUACACCAGAGGGUUCACACUGGGGUGAAACCAUAUCAGUGUUCUGAAUGUGACAAAGCUUUUACAAUGAAGUCAAAUCUUAACACACACCAGAGAGUUCACACUGGAGAGAAGCCAUAUCGGUGUUCUGAAUGUGAGAAAGCUUUUACAAUGAAGUCAGAUCUUAUCAGACACCAGAGGGUUCACAAGGGAGAGAAGCCGAGUCAGUGUUCUGACUGUGAGAAAGCUUUCACUACCAAGAUAGAGCUUAUCAGACACCAGAGGGUUCACACAGGAGAGAAGCCCUAUCAAUGUUCUGUAUGUGACAAAGCUUUUACACAGAAGUCAAAUCUUCUCAGACACCAGAGAGUUCACACGGGAGAGAAGCAAUAUCAGUGUUCUGAACAAAGCUUUUACAGUUAA